This is a messenger RNA of Beta vulgaris subsp. vulgaris (sugar beet), 2387 nucleotides long. Its product is annotated as protein NUCLEAR FUSION DEFECTIVE 4. Bases 265 to 2028 code for a protein of 587 amino acids. Lineage: Eukaryota; Viridiplantae; Streptophyta; Magnoliopsida; Caryophyllales; Amaranthaceae. The record is from RefSeq and is a predicted model, not a curated record. Gene Ontology annotation, cellular component: membrane. The transcript has 3 exons.
AUCCAAGUGGUAGAUAAUCACUUCAAAUUUUACAACUAAAACAGCUCACCAAAGAUACAAUUCUUUUCUUGCAUGACUCGUGCACCACUACUCUUACUCGGAUGAUAUUGAUGGAUGUCUGAAAAACGGCAAAAAUCUCAAUUUUCCGAAGUUAGAAACAAACUAAAUUCAUAACACCCACAAAAAAAAAAUUCCCAUUUAAUACCAGAAAAAAGAAACACAAGAAAUUUGAUUUGGAAAAAAAAAAAAUCAGACCCAUUGAAAAUGGGUGAUUUGAAUGAGAGAUUGAAAGCAUUUAUCAGCAAUAGAUGGCUGGUUUUUGUGGUAGCAAUGUGGAUUCAAGCAUGUGCAGGAAUUGGGUAUAUGUUUGGUAGCAUAUCACCAGUAAUUAAGAGCAAUUUGAACUAUAAUCAAAGGCAAGUUGCAAGAUUGGGUGUUGCUAAAGAUUUGGGAGAUAGUGUUGGAUUUUUGACUGGUUAUAUUUGUGAAGUUUUACCUUUGUGGGCUGCUCUUCUUAUUGGUGCUCUUCAGAAUUUGAUUGGAUAUGGUUGGGUUUGGCUCAUCAUCACUGGUAGAGCAACACCUUUACCUUUGUGGGCUAUGUGCUUUCUUAUAUUUAUUGGAACGAAUGGUGAAACAUACUUCAAUACAGCUGCCCUUGUCUCAUGCGUGCAAAACUUUCCAAAAAAUCGAGGUCCAAUUGUGGGCAUCUUGAAAGGCUUUGCUGGGUUAAGUGGAGCAAUAUUGACCCAAGUUUAUACCCUCAUUUACAGUCCUGACCAAGCUUCACUUGUCUUCAUGAUUGCUGUUGGACCAACUAUGGUAGUCAUGUCUCUAAUGUUCAUUAUAAGACCUGUCAAAGGUCACAGACAAGUUCGGCCCUCUGAUGGAGCAAGUUUCACAUUUGUCUAUAGUGCUUGCCUUGUGCUGGCUGCUUAUCUGAUGGGGGUGAUGCUUGUGGAAGAUUUGAUCGAUGUCCGUCAUUCUGUCAUUGUAAUUUUCACUUCGAUCUUAUUUGUAGUCCUGUUAGCCCCUAUUUCCAUUCCAAUCUCCAUGACUUUUACAGAAGAACCACGAACUUCAAUCGAGGAAGCUCUUCUACUAGAGCCCCAGAAAGAGGAACCUGCAAAAGCAGCUGAAUCUGAUACUGAACUUGUAUUUAGUGAGGUUGAAGACGAGAAACCAAAGGAUGUCGACUUGCUUCCAAGAUCAGAGAGGAAAAAACGUAUUGCCCAGCUGCAAGCACGGGUAGCCCAAGCUGCAGCGGAAGGAGCAGUCAGGGUUAAGAGAAGAAGAGGUCCUCAUAGGGGGGAAGACUUCACGUUAGGAGAAGCUCUCGUGAAGGCAGACUUUUGGCUUCUCUUUUGUCCGUUCGUGCUAGCCUCUGGAUCUGGUUUGACUGUGAUUGACAAUCUUGGUCAGAUGAGCCAGUCUCUAGGCUAUGAUAACACUCAUAUAUUUGUAUCCAUGAUUAGCAUUUGGAAUUUCCUUGGUCGUGUUGGAGGGGGUUACUUGUCCGAGAUUGUUGUCAGGGAUUAUGCUUAUCCGAGGCCAGUAGCAAUGGCUGUGGCCCAAAUCAUAAUGGCAGUGGGACACUUCUUUAUUGGCAUGGGAUUGCCUGGCGCAAUGUAUGUUGGAACCCUUUUGAUUGGGCUUGGCUAUGGUGCCCAUUGGUCUGUUGGUCCGGCUACUGCCUCUGAGCUCUUUGGCUUGAAGAGUUUUGGAGCGUUGUAUAAUUUCCUUACCUUGGCAAAUCCUGGUGGUUCACUUGUUCUCUCGAGCCUUAUAGCUAGCAGUAUAUAUGACCGAGAAGCAGAGAAACAAGAAGAGAAGCGCCGUCAUAUUGGUUCUUUCUUGACUGGUAUGGUUAGUUUGGAAGAACCCCCAAAGUGUGAAGGUGCUAUAUGCUUCUUUCUUACUUCCAUGAUCAUGUCUGGAUUAUGCAUUAUUGCAAUUAUGCUGACCACGAUCCUCGUAUAUCGGACUAAGCCUGUUUAUACUAGUCUCUAUGGAAAAUCACGUUCCUAAUCCAUAUGAGGCAGCCGCGCAGGCAUUUACUAUAGUUUUCAAUUUGUGAUUUACUUCCACAACCUUCUGCUAGAUGUCUCAUAAUGUGGGAUACGAUGCUCACCUACAAACCUGUACACUGAGAUGACAAUCUGUCCUGAACUUCUCUAGCUCAAAGCUCAAGCAAGUGUACACCUUAUUGGUUGAGAUGUCGAUGUUUUUUUGAGAAUCAAUGUAAGCGAGUAUUUUGUCGCUAGAUGUUGUAAAAUAACAUAUUUCCUCCAAAUGUGUGAUAGACUCGGCCCUCGGGAGGUUUAUAUUAUUUGGAAUAAGAUGAUUCUUUCUCCAUAUAUGGUAGUAUGAUCUUGUUUUGUUCAUAA